Messenger RNA from Branchiostoma floridae (Florida lancelet), 2982 nucleotides. RefSeq lists its product as uncharacterized. NCBI's taxonomy places the organism in Eukaryota, Metazoa, Chordata, Leptocardii, Amphioxiformes, Branchiostomatidae. Gene Ontology annotation, biological process: telomere maintenance; DNA repair. Gene Ontology annotation, molecular function: DNA helicase activity. The record is from RefSeq and is a predicted model, not a curated record.
CAAAUGUCCAGUUACAAUCUCUGUUGCAGAAUGUAACAGACAAUGUCCCAGUGAUAUCACUACCACGUGAAACAUCACCACCACAAAGCAUAUUUAAAGAGACUGAUCUUGAGGAACACUGUUUUCCACAGUUAUACCCAUAUGGUAAAAAUGGCUUCAAACAGACGCGUGAUGUACAACUAACAGACUUACAGUACUUCCAAUCACGUUUGCUCAAUAUCAAUGAUUGCUGGAGAAAAAACAUCCCAUGGCUCUUCUUUGCCUUGAACUCGUAUGAAAUCAAGAAAUUGUACAGUCAGAUAUCCAUUGUAUGUAGAAUGCAAAAGCAGAGUAAUGUUAGAUCACAAUCCAUAGCACAGCCACUAACAGCAGGCGAUCUGCAUCAUGAAAUUGAUCAACAUGUUGAAAGCACAUCAUACACUUUUAUGAAGAAUAUACGUGGAACAGCAGCUUACUUCAAGGACCAACUGCUAAACUUGCUAGCAAAAAUAAACACUAUUGGACCACCAACAUGGUUUGUCACUGUGUCUGCUAAUGAUUUAAACUGGCCAGAAUUGUUCAUGACCCUGAAUCCUGACCUGACCUAUGAAGAAGCUAAAGCAUUACCACAACAAGACAAAUGGAACCUAAUGAGAUCAGACCCUGUCAUGUGUGCGAUACACUUUAAUAGACGCACUGAUGCACUUCUACGCUUCAUACUGAAGAGUCCACAACAUCCCAUUGGUAGAAUCAAAGAUCACUGGAUUCGUGUGGAAUUCCAAUUAAGAGGUUCUCCACAUUUGCACUGUAUGUUCUGGGUUGAAGAUGCCCCUGACCUUGAUACCAUACAAGGAAGACAAAAUGCUCCUGCAUUCAUUGACAAAUAUCUUUCCACACAACUGCCAGAUGACAAGAACUCCCUCUUGUAUGAACUGGUGUCCAAAUACCAGACUCAUCAUCACACCAACACAUGUAAAAAGAGACGAGUGAACUGCAGAUUUUACUUCCCUCGAGAAGUUUCAGAUACAACAAGGCUCAGACUAGAUGUUGAUCCAAACAGAAGUGCACAAUUUUAUGUCACAAAACGAACACAACAAGACAUCUGGAUAAAUGCGUACAACCCAACAUUGCUCAUGCACAUGCAAUCCAACAUGGACAUACAAAUGGUUGGCUCCAAGUAUGGUGCUGCUUACUAUGCAUGCAUGUACAUUUCAAAAGCUGAGCCCGAAAAUCUUCAGACGGCCAUUUCUGCUGGUCUGUCUGACCUCCCACGUGACAGUACACAAAGAACACGAUUAGCCAAAAUUGGCAAUACAGUGCUUAGUCAUCGUUUGCUCAGCGCACAAGAAGUUGGAUACAAACUUGCAAACCUACCACUGAUAAGAUCCUCAAGACUAACUGUCUCAAUCAACACAAAGCCACCCAAGAGUAGAACGCGCCUGCUGAAACCUAGAGAAGAACUUGCAAAACUUGAUGAUACAUCAACAGACAUUUUCGUUCAGGGCACUGCCCAAUACUAUGCAAUGAGACCUCAUGGUGACCCCUGGGAUAAAAUGUCAUUAUACACAUUUGCUGCAUCAUACUUUGUGAGCUCAACAGAACCAUCAAGUGCCUGUGAAUGUUUCAAGUUGCAACAGUGUGACAAAUGGAUAAAAAAACGACGCAAAUAUGCAUGUGUCAGAGGUACAAGACUGAGUUCUGCAAAUGGAGAUGACUAUUUCUAUGGUCUGUUAUAUCUAUUCUGCCCUUGGAGGAAUGAAAAUGACAUACUUAGUGACUACACUUCUGCCCAAGAUGCUUUCAUUGCAAAAAAGAAUCUGUUUGACUACAGCCUUGCACAACACAUGCACUUCACAUCAGAAAUAGAGCAAGCUAUAAUGCAAGUACGCCUGCUGUCAAAUGAUCUUUCAUCAAUUGCUGAUACUCUUGCACCCAAUGUGACUCAUCAACAGCUACAAAUCAACGACGAAUUUGACACUGAAGGGCUUUAUCUUGAUCCACAAUGGACAGCACGAAAUGCACAUCAAGCAGCAGGUACCAGUCAAACUACCACCAACAAUGUUGACAGCACAAUUGAAAAUCUUACUAUGCUACAUGAUGAAUCACUGACAUGGAAUGCUUUGACCCGCAACACAAUGACUGAUGAUGAAUUCUACCAAGCACUAAGGAACAUGUCACAUGACCAACAGCACGUGUUUAACACAAUCAAGGCACAUUUUGUUGAAUUGCAAAGACAAGCACCUAAUGAAAGCAAUUUCAAACCACAACCUUUGCGACUUUUCGUAACAGGAGGAGCAGGCUGUGGCAAAAGUUUUCUUAUCAAAGUAAUCAAUGAAUACUUGAUCAGAAUUUCAAACCACCCAACAACUCCUGUCGUACUUACCGCGCCGACAGGCGUCGCUUCUUACAACAUAGGUGGCUCCACGGUACAUUCAGCUCUAUCACUACCUGUUGAUCAUACCCGACGAGGAAAAACUGACUACCUACCACUCAGUGCUGAAAAACUGUCGCAGCUUCGACGCAAAUUCAACAAUGUUCAUACAAUUAUCAUCGAUGAAAUCAGUAUGAUAAGCAAUGAUAGACUAAAACAUAUUCACCUCCGCCUAUCAGAGAUCAAAGACACUACCAGUGACCAACAUAGCUACUUUGGAAACCUGAAUAUCAUUGCCUUUGGUGAUUUCUACCAGUUGAAACCUGUGUUUGGAAAAUUUAUAUUUGAGGAUUUACAAAAUCAGGAAGAAUGUCUUACUCAUUUGUGGAGAUCAUUCUUUAAGCCCCUAUUUCUGACAGUGAAUCACAGACAAAAUGGUGACAAAGAGUACACAGAGCUUUUGAACAGAGUACGUAUUGGACUUCCAACAAAUCCAGAUAUUGCACUCCUUUCAACUCGUCUCAAGACAAAGUCAGAAAUUCAACAUUCUGUAUUUUCAUCAGCUCUACAUAUCUUUCCAACAAGAAAGCAAGCUGCACAGUACAAUAAAGAGCAACUUGAAAGACUGCACU